GUAGUAAAUGAAAACGCAAGCGCCGUCUGAAACAAUGGGGGUAACUUGCGUGUGCCAGGUGCCCGUGGCGGAGGGAAAGAGCGUGCAGCAGACAGUGGAUCUCCUCCAUAAGAAACUGGAGCAGCUUGGAGCGUUGAAGCAGCAAGGCAACUUCAGUGUGGACUGUGAAACAUACCAUGCCACCGCUACAGCCAGCGGUCAGCCCUCUAAGCUGCUGUAUGUGAUGCACAACUCUGAAACUCCACUGAGCUGCAUGGCCCUGUUCGAAGGAGGCCCUUGUCUUGUGGCUGAUGCAAAUUUUGAUGUUCUUAUGAUAAAGCUGAAAAGCCACUUUCAGAAUGCUAAAGGACACAAGGUGGAGUGUAGAGGGUGGAAAUAUCGCUACAGUGAUUUCUCAAUCAAAGUUGGGACAGUGACAAUGAACUCCAGUGCUAGAGGGAUAUCAGCCGAGGUGGAAUAUUGCCCCUGUGUGGUUCCAGGGGACUGCUGGAAUCUCAUGAAGGAGUUUAUGCAGUCUUUUCUUGGUUCAAAUGUUCCUGAACUACCAUCUGUUUUCACUGUGAAACCGGAAGGGCUUUUUGCUCCAUCAGACUGUAUCGACACCAUGACGCAGUAUCUGGAGUUGUUCAACAAACUUCGAAAAUUACAAAUGCCUGGAAGUAAUAUCAGAGUAUAGAUUAAGACUUUUUAACAUUUGCUGUCAUAAAAUCCCUAUGGAUCCAUAAUUAUUUUCAUUUGUACAUUGUCUUUAUUAAAUUGUGAAACUUAUUAUAUUGCAGCCUUGCCAUGUUCAGUCUGUGUAUGUCUUUUAACAUCUAAGUGACUGAAUUCUGAAAUCACAUGUCAUCUUAUGUAUUCUACAAAUGCUAAACAAUACUGCCAAAAUGUGAACUAAAGCAUGCCCAACCCCAGUCUUUGUGAACACUGACCAAAUCUAGUCAUAACCUAAAGUAUAGUUAUAGAUAAAAAGUUAAAGCAAGAGACAACUCUGUAAAACAUUUACUGUAAUGUUAUGACUCAUUUUAUUUUUUUAAAUGAAGAAAAGUUUAAUGGAGUUUAAGUAAUUUUAAUUAUGUCCAUGCAUGCCCUCAAUCAUCUAUUGUAAAUCUGUUUAUUUAUUAUUGUGUUGUACAGGGAUACAUUUUUUGUAAGAUAUUGAGUAGAACAUUGGCAUUACUCAGGGAGCUACAAAACCAAUAAUUCUGUGAAUCAUAUUUUCCAACAUGGGUAUUGACCAGAGGUAGAGAAUUGAAAGUCAUGACCAUCAUUAUUUUGCAGACUUGAGACUUGACUUGAUAAAAUGGACUAAGACUCUGGACUUUUGACUUGAGCCCUGUGUCUUGGGAUGACUUGAUAAUUCUCAAAUUAAGCACCAAAAACAAUUUUUGGUGCUUAAUUUAACAGGAACAAAUUGGAACAUGUUCCUUCCCACCUCACCAUUUGUUACACAACUAAAAUACUGUGAUAUUUUAUUGGCAAUAAAGCUCCCUUGC
This is a messenger RNA of Periophthalmus magnuspinnatus, 1493 nucleotides long. It is a transcript of the gene med20, whose product is annotated as mediator complex subunit 20. NCBI's taxonomy places the organism in Eukaryota, Metazoa, Chordata, Actinopteri, Gobiiformes, Gobiidae. Gene Ontology annotation, molecular function: transcription coactivator activity. Bases 8 to 676 code for a protein of 222 amino acids. The transcript is spliced from 4 exons. Gene Ontology annotation, cellular component: mediator complex. The record is from RefSeq and is a predicted model, not a curated record. Gene Ontology annotation, biological process: regulation of transcription by RNA polymerase II.